Messenger RNA from Zootermopsis nevadensis, 2228 nucleotides. RefSeq names its product origin recognition complex subunit 4 (gene Orc4). Gene Ontology annotation, cellular component: nucleus; nuclear origin of replication recognition complex. Lineage: Eukaryota; Metazoa; Arthropoda; Insecta; Blattodea; Termopsidae. Gene Ontology annotation, molecular function: ATP hydrolysis activity; DNA replication origin binding; ATP binding. The record is from RefSeq and is a predicted model, not a curated record. Gene Ontology annotation, biological process: DNA replication; DNA replication initiation.
AAACAUAACGAGAAGUAAUUGUAGUGUAUGUGUGCGUUGGAAUAGAUAUUGGUUUACAGUGAAGUGAUGUUUGUGUUUCAAAUCAUUUUUGUGUAAAUUGAGACAUUUGUGGAACUUUUUUCUUUAAAUACAUUAGUAGCGAAUGUUCGGUUCGUCUGCACACUUUCGUGUACAAAUGUACACCAUGAAUAGUAUAGUAGGUGAUAAAUAAUGGAUAGGACACUAAGCGUAGAGGACGGACUUGUUUUGUGUAGGAAAACCAUUAAGAGAAAAUUAUUGCUUCCGACAAAUGAAUUUAGCGGUCAUGAGAAAGAGAGAUCACAUCUGUCAGAUCUCGUAAGAAGAACUGUCGAGAUGGGAGAGAGUAACUCAGCACUUUUAAUAGGACCCAGAGGUUGUGGAAAAACAGCUCUCCUGAACAGUGUUAUAAAUGAACUGAAGAAUGAGAAGUCAUUCCAUGAAAAAGCAUUUGUUGUGGAAUUGAAUGGAUUGAUGCACACUGAUGAUAGACUUGCUUUGAAAGAUGCCACCAGACAAAUGCAACUAGAGAAUGCAGUAGGCAAUAAAGUGUUUGGAUCAUUUGCAGAAAACCUGACAUUCUUGCUGCAAUGCCUUAAAUCUGGCAACAAGGACAGGUCCAAGUCUAUAAUAUUCAUUCUGGAUGAAUUUGAUCUGUUUUGUAACCACCACAACCAGACACUCCUCUACAAUCUGUUUAAUGUGGCGCAGUCUGCUCAGGCUCCCAUUUGUGUAGUGGGCCUAACAUGCCGACUGGACGUGAUGGAAUUGCUGGAGAAAAGGGUUAAGUCCCGCUUCUCCCACCGUCAGAUAUUUAUUUUCCCUGACACUUGCCAGAAGGAACAGAGCGUCUUCGAGGUACGCAUGGCGUUGCUAAAGAAUCUACUGAUCCUUUCUGAAGAUGAUGUUUGUGUUGAUGAUGCUGUGUUUUCGUACUGCUGGAACUGCCAUGUAGAAGAUUUGUGCACCGAGGAGCCCGUUCAGAAUGUGAUGAGGACGAUAUUGAACCUGGACAACAGCGAGAGGACCUUGAGGUCCUUCCUGCUGGUUGUCAUAUCGCGUCUGAGCGAUACACACCCCACUCUAACGGCAGAGGAUUUCUUACAAGUACACAAGUUGUGGUCAAGGGAUGCUAAAGUUGCCAUGGUAGAAGGUUUGUCGGUGCUUGAGUUAUGUCUGAUAAUUGCUAUGAAGCAUCAGACUGAGAUAUACGAGGGGGAGCCACUCAACUUUGAGAUGGUCUACAGGCGGUACUGUAAGUUUUUGAGUCAGAAUUCAACCGUGCAGAAUGUAGAGAGGCCGGUUGUUCUCAAAGCUUUUGAGCACUUGGAGAGCCUUGAGCUCGUAGUGCCAAUUGGUGGACCAAGCAUCCACAUUCUGAAGGAGUUCCAACUGCACAGGUUCGUUCUCACUUCGCAACAAGUGAGUGACGCUGUGAAGCGGUACCAAGGCUUACCAACCGAGGUGUCCCAGUGGGCGGCCAGCAGUUACCAGUGAUGACUGCGGAGCUGUCGUGAAGCAAUGGUUGCAUGGUCGCAACUUUAAUAUAUUUUGAGUUUUUAUUUCUUCAGAGUUUGGCAAUUUGUCUUUCUGAAGUUAAACAAAAUGAUAGAUAAAUUAAUAUUUUGCAUGAAAGUUUUGUCUGAAGUAUAUAAAACAUUCAAUAAAUUUUGUGAAUGAAGUUUUUUUAAUUGAAGCUAAUAAUUAUUUUCUGACUUGGGUGUAUUCCGUAUAGAUGUUAUUUUUAUAAUUGUUACUUAUUUGCUAAAAAGCAAAAAGCGUGUAAUAUAUUUGCACGAAACUAUGGAAAUGGUUUACAGUUGGGCUGGAAAUCUCUUUUCUGUGUUGAUUUGAUGUGGAAUGUCUGGGUACAUGACUUUCAGCAAACAAAUAAUAACAUAUUUAGAAUGAUAAGAGCUAUAAAUAAUGCGAUAUACAUAAGCCAGAAGUAACGAAUGAAUAGUUUAAAUUAGAAUGUAUUCACAAAGUCUGUAAGUGUUUUAGGUGUUAAAUUUGGAAUUUUGUACAACUCUGUGUUUUUAUACGUGUUUGAUUUUGUAUAAAAUGGUACUCCGGUCUGAAUAUGAUUGACUGACAAUGAAAUGUUUAGCCAUGGCAGAAUAGAAACCUUAAAAAAAAAAAGAUUGCGUUGACAUUGUAAUUAUUAUUUUAUGUGAAGUCGAGGAUGCAAUACAAUUUUUCCAGCAUAA